AAAAAAACGAUUCGUCAAUAGUGAAAAGUGUCUGAUCUAUAAGUAUCUACGUCGAUUCGAUGUUAUUUGGAAAUCGAACGAAAUCCGAGAUAGAUAAUUAACUAUCUUUCGAGUGAUAUCUCGACGAAGAAGAGGAUAUACACGUUUAAUAAGAAAAUCAACGAUAGAACACGGAGAUACAGCAGCACGGGCAUGAAAAUAGUUCUAGAUAAAAUAGGAAACGAUGCAAGUUGGACAAUUAUUAAUUACGCAGGCUACGUGCAUUCCAAAUUAUUAUCUAUUGGAUGAUAACGAUAGUUCCGGUAUUCCUCAUAGCGACGGAAGUUCUGCAAGCAAUUCGCCGCAUCAUUACGAACGUUUUUCAACGCCAACACACUUGAUGGAUCUCAGUAAUCCGCCGGAGCACCGUGACGUGCAACCUUAUCAUCAUCAUCAUCAUCAUCAUCAUCAUCAUCCUCCUCCUCCUCAUCUUCAUCAUCUUCAUCUUCACCAUAAUAAUAAUAAUAAUAAUAAUAAUAAUAAUAAUAAUAAUAAUAAUAACAACAACAACAAUAAUAAUAACAACAACAACAACAAUCAGACUGCUUAUCAAACUCAGUCACCACCUUUUAUGAUAUACGAAAAUCCAGAUGAAGGUAAGAGGUAUCAUCCUCAAGAUCAUCAAGACGGAAAAAUCAUAAGAGAUUUACAAAUGAUUUAUGACAGAAGAUUGCACGGUAACUCGCCGGUAUUUUUAUCGGAUCACGGUAAAGAAAACGAACAAAAUCUUUAUCUACCGGCGUCGCCGAAUCAAAUGUAUUCUUCUGGUGGUGAAGAACUUACAACAAUCUCUGUUUCCAAACCAUCGCAACUUCAAAAUGCUGAACCAUAUCGAUUGAUGGAUGUAAUUGAAUAUAAAUCUGAUACAUUGCAUGAAUAUAAAAAGGAGGAUAUCGAUCAACAGCAACAGCAGCAACAACAACAACAGCAGCAACGUCAUCAUCAACAGCAACAAACAUCACAGCAAUUGGAGGAACAACAAAAUUAUAAUAAACAGAUCGAUCAAAAUCCAGCAUCGUCGACCAAAAAUUGUAUUGUAGAAAACAAUCGAGUAAAAAAAAAAAGAAAGCCGAACCUCGAAGAUUCCGAAAAUGAAAACGCCACUUCUUCCUCGACGAAAAUGAAAGUUCGUAGGAAGAGUGGUGCCACUUACGAAGAAAUCCAAAAUCAAAGAGUAAUGGCGAAUGUUAGGGAACGGCAAAGAACUCAGAGUUUAAACGAAGCAUUUUCCGCCCUUAGAAAGAUCAUUCCGACAUUGCCGAGCGAUAAACUCAGUAAAAUUCAAACGUUGAAACUUGCUACGAGGUAUAUUGAUUUUUUAUAUCAAGUGCUACACUGUAAUAUGGAAAACAACGAGGAAGAAAAUGAAGAGAGAAAUCCAAGAAGCGCAGUAUUAGCUGCAAGAGAAAUAACGGCAUCGUCUUGUAGUUACAUGGCACAUGAAAAACUAUCUUAUGCGUUUAGCGUUUGGCGUAUGGAGGGUGAUUGGAACUCUAACUUAUAAAUAAAUAUCUGUCAUAGAUAAUCGAUAAUUCAAAGUAUGUAUGUGUAUGUAUAUGUAUAUGUAUACGUAUAUGUAUAUGUAUAUAUAUAUAUAUAUAUGUAUAUAUCCGAAUGACUAUAAUAGAAGGAUUAAAUGUAUAUGUGAAAUGCAUACGAAGGAUGCAGUAAAAGGCAUGAAGAUAAUGAUGAAUCUGUUACAAUGCUCGGUGUGUAUCUAUUAUCUAAAUAUCAUACAUACAGAGUGUUUUACAUUCUUCUUUUUUCUCCUGACUUUCAUAUAACGUGAAUAUUCCGUUAAAUAAAAAUGCCAUGUUAUAUAAAUUAGAUUACAAAUUUUCUUUUAUAUAGUUUCAUUUUUUGUUACUUUUCCUUUUUAAUUAUACAAAACGCGAUUGAU
Molecule: messenger RNA, 1939 nt
Organism: Vespula pensylvanica (western yellowjacket)
Lineage: Eukaryota; Metazoa; Arthropoda; Insecta; Hymenoptera; Vespidae
Product: protein twist-like
Exons: 2
Coding region: 224-1543 (439 amino acids)
Biological process (GO): developmental process; regulation of transcription by RNA polymerase II
Molecular function (GO): protein dimerization activity; DNA-binding transcription factor activity, RNA polymerase II-specific; RNA polymerase II transcription regulatory region sequence-specific DNA binding
Source: RefSeq, a predicted model, not a curated record